AUGGAUAAUUCGACUACUGGAAGACCUCCGAGCACGGGAAAAGACGCCGACCGUCCGAGCAAGCGGCGCAAAAUAGCUGUGGCUUGCGAUGAAUGCCGUGCCCGGAAGAUCCGGUGCGACGGCGCACAACCCGUGUGUGGACCAUGUACAAAAAAGGCAGAUGCGGGGGUGCAGUGUGUUUACACUGGAAUGCAAAAGCUUGAUGUAAAAAGCUAUAUUACUACCUUGGAGAGUCGUCUCAGGGCUUUUGGACGGCCGCGUCGUACUCCGGCACGGGCAUCAACGGGUGUGGGAAAUGGGAGCUCAGACCACGUUCAAGAGCCCACCUUGUCAUAUAGCCCGGCCUCGUCAUCUGGCGUGCCUGUAGCUACUCGGUUCACUCCAUCAUCCUUAGGUCCGGAUAAUUGUCACAGGUUAUCAAGUGGUAUCCCUGCCAAUACCAAUGCAGGUGACAACUCCCCGUCUGCUAGUGCGUAUCGAAGCCCUUCCGGAAGAAAUGCUGGCUACGUAUCCGGGCUGGCUCAGACGCGUCAACGAGCGGACGGCGUGAAUGCAAUGAUGGGUGCGGUUGAAGAAGAGCGCCCGACGCAAGGCUUCUUUGGCAGCUCUAGUGCCGCCAGCUUCAUGCAUCAGAUCAAGAUGGCCGUCGACAAAAGAGUCACCUCACCCCGCCGGCGAACAUCAGACACCAUUUUAGGAGUAUCUCAUGCUCCAGGGCUCAUGAGUACGACAUCGGAAAGACGUUUUAAUGUUCAGAACUAUGUCUUGCCACCGAGAAAGACGGCAGAUAGCCUAAUGGGAGUUUAUUGGUCUUUCGUCUUUCCCCUCUAUCCCCUUGUGGAUGGUAUCCGGUUGAGGGCUGAAUAUGAGAAGGUCUGGACGGGUGAACCACUCGAAAAUGACGAAUCGAUGCUCAUGUGUACACUUAACGUCAUAUUUGCUCUCGCCUGCCAGCUGGCUGACUUCAUCCCCCCAGAGGAGCGAGAGGCAUCCGCAGACGCAUUUUUUUCGCGCGCGAAGGAUCUUCUCCAGUUCAACCUUUGGGACACAGGGUCUGCUGCCCUCAUUCAAUGUCUACUUUUGAUGGCGCAGUACCUGCAAAGCACUGAUUCGGCCCACCAGUGUUGGAUCGUUACUGGCCUGGCCAUACGGAAUGCCCAAAGCUUAGGUCUACAUCUUCCGCAAACUAUUGCCCGGCUGCCGAGCCCACAGGAACAGCAGCUCGCACGCAAAAUAUGGCACGGAUGUGUGCUGAUGGAUAGAGUGAUCUCCAUGACGUUCGGACGACCCGCAAUGAUAUCGAAAGCGUCCUGUGAAUCGGUACCCUUGCCCGCCACAGUGGAUGAGGAGUAUAUUCCGACCGCUUCCGGCAUCGAAGCUACACAACCAGCAGAUCAGCCAUCUGUGAUGGCAUUCUAUGCCAAGUCACUUGAGUUGUAUGAAAUCAUGAACGAUAUCUUACUGAGUUUAUAUAAACCUGUCCCCGAAGAGAGUCCAGAGGACAUGUAUGACUUGUAUUUCAAUAAGGAGACUAGUCAGGGCGAGCGAACGAUCUUUGAACUUGACCGAGCUCUAUCCAAGUGGAGCCAAAGCCUUCCGUCACAUUUACGGGGAAACUCGCCUGCGGGCUCUACGGACGUGGUCUUCUACCACCAGAGUGUGGUUCUGAGAGCGAGAUUUCUACAUGUCCGUAUGCUUCUGUUUCGCCCGAUAUUGUCCAGGUACUGUGCAGCUCGCGACAUCGCAGUCCCCGAUUCUCUUGUUUCCCCCAGCGAUUCAUUUCCCCAACGAAUCGCGUGGCAGUGUUCAGCUAUAUGCGUCAAGGUGGCUCAAGAAGUAAUCGAACUGAUAUAUGGAAACAUCCCUGCGGACGGGUCUUCGGGGCCCCUUCCAGCUUGGUGGUAUAACAUCCUCUAUGUAUACACGGCUGCCACGGUCUUAAUCGCAGGUUACCUUUGUCCCACAGUCCUAGAUGAAGUGACUGAAGGUGCAAUUACAAGGUCUUGGAACUGUGCUUUGGAAAUUCUUCGCAAGUACCAGAGUUACAGCACAUCUGCACGUCGAUGUGUAGCGGCUCUAGAAAUUCUCUAUGAGAGGGUGGUAUCAGAACGGCCUCUAUUCCAUGAACAACCCGCCAGUGAUCAGGAACAGAGUACCGCAUCCAAUGCGGUCAAUGACAUGUCUCUUGGAGAGGGCAUGAAUGCUAUGUUCAUGGAAGGCUUUGAUUGGCCGGACUUCCAAGACAUGUCAUGGCUGAACAGCGUGCCGAGUAGCUUACACUGA
Aspergillus bombycis is the source of this 2283-nucleotide messenger RNA. RefSeq names its product transcription factor domain-containing protein. Gene Ontology annotation, molecular function: RNA polymerase II cis-regulatory region sequence-specific DNA binding; zinc ion binding; DNA-binding transcription factor activity, RNA polymerase II-specific. The record is from RefSeq and is a predicted model, not a curated record. Gene Ontology annotation, cellular component: nucleus. Bases 1 to 2283 code for a protein of 760 amino acids. NCBI's taxonomy places the organism in Eukaryota, Fungi, Ascomycota, Eurotiomycetes, Eurotiales, Aspergillaceae. The transcript is spliced from 7 exons. Gene Ontology annotation, biological process: positive regulation of transcription from RNA polymerase II promoter by galactose; DNA-templated transcription.